UCCACCAAACUCCUCCUCCCCUGUUGUUCAUCAUGGAGGAUGACCGCUUUGGUAGUACUUCCACUAGUAUGUUUUUCCUAGAUAUUACCGAAGAUGCAGAACAAAUAUUGUAUGACAGACCUGGACUCAAAGAUCAUAGUCCCUUUCCUUUUUUUUCUUCUAGUAGACUUGUGAAAAAUCGUAUUCUUAACUCUCUUAUUCUACCUAAUAAAAAACAUAGAAGUAGCAGUGAUCCAAAAGGAGGAAAGUUGACAUCUGAUAGUAAAUCAGGUCUGAGACAAAAUCGUACUGUAACAGAACCUCCCAGUAGCAUAGGCUUUCCUACUGGGGAAGAAUUCAAUCCUGGUUUUAGAGUUCCUAAAGUCCAGACUUUACUAUUAGAAACUUCUUUUGUUGGAAGUAAACAUAUGGAAGAUACUGAUAGUACCCCAAGUGUUGGAGAAAAUGAUCUGAAGCUGACAAAAGGUCUUGAAGUUCACCAGGAAAACACAAACACAGAAAGGCUAAUAGGACAUGGUACUAUGCAAACACAUUUCAAGAGUCAUAGCUUAAGUUUUAAUACAGAUACCACAACAAGUGGCAUAAACUCAAUGAGCUCUAGCCCUUCAAGGGAGACCGUAGGUGUGGACACUACAAACAUAGAUACUAACUGUGGAAGUUUGAGUACUGUGGUAAGCACAAAAACAGUUAAACCAAGUCACUGUUCAACAUCACAAUCUAACCACCUGCAUCUCUCAAAAUCCCACUCUAUAUCCCUGGUACUGCCAGGGUCUUCUCAUGCACUUCCUCGAAGAGUCCAGUCCCUUAAGGUUCCUUCUCUUGCUACAAUAAAAAGUCUUGCUGACUAUAACUUUAGCUACACAAGUUCUCGAGAUGCCUUUGGCUAUACUACAUGGAAAUGCUUACAACAACAGAGGAUGCAUCCUUCAAUGUCUCACUCAGAAACCCUGGCAUCUCCAGCAAAGGAUGUGCUGUUUACUGACACUAUUACCAUGAAGUCUGGCAGACUGGAUUCUCAGCUGACCCCAAGUUGGUUCAUGAAAGCUUUAAGUUAUGCUUCGUUAGAUAAAGAAGAUUUAUUAAGUCCUAUUAACCAAAACAUACUUCAGCGUUCCUCCUCUGUUCGCUCCAUGGUUUCUAAUGCUACCUAUGGUAGCUCUGAUGAUUAUAUAGGCCUUGCUCUCCCAGUGGAUAUCGAUGAAAUAUUUCAGGUAAAGGAAACUCCAUAUUUCCAGAAGAAAACCACACCUCCCUUUGAUGACCAUGGAGCUAGGGUCUUUGCACCUGAUGCAGAAGGUCUACCAUCGGGUACAAGCGACAUUGUCAAGAGUCCUUUUCAGAUGCUUCGACAGCAGAUCAGUCUCACAGAAAUAACAAAUACCAGCCAUUCAGAUGCCUCUCAGAUUUUAGAAAAUACAGAUGAUACAGGGCUACAGGAACACACAGAUGAGAACUACCUUUACUGUGUCUGCAUUCAAACUGGGUAUCAGCCUAACAACAAAGUGAGCUCUUCAUAUAGUGAUACAGCAAAUUGUACAUUUCGACUUCCAUCUCGAAGGCUCAUUCAGGAGUUAUUUCAAGAUGUACAGUUCUUACAAAUGCAUGAGGAAGCAGAGGCUAUUUUAGCAACACCAACAAAGCAGCCAGUAAUUGAUACAUCAACUGAGACCUGA
This is a messenger RNA of Myiozetetes cayanensis, 1673 nucleotides long. Its product is annotated as rapamycin-insensitive companion of mTOR-like. NCBI's taxonomy places the organism in Eukaryota, Metazoa, Chordata, Aves, Passeriformes, Tyrannidae. The record is from RefSeq and is a predicted model, not a curated record.